AUGGCCAAGUCCAAGAAGCACACCACACACAACCAGUCCAGGAAAUGGCAUCAAGAAACCCUGGCCACAAAGAUACAAUCUCUUAAGGAGGUGGACCCCAAAUUCUUGAAGAACAUGCGUGUUUCCAAGAAGCACAAGAAUGGCCUGAAGAAGAUGCAGGCAAACAAAACAAGGACAAUAAAUGGUCUAGCAGAGGCCAUCAAGGUCCUUGUGAAGCCUGGGGCCAUUAAGCCCAAGAUGCCAAAAUGCCCCAGCCACAAACUCAGCCAUCUGGCUUUCAUUGCUUACCCCAAGUUUAGGAAGCAGAUUCAAAGCUACAUGGUCAAAGGUCACAGGCUCUGCCAAUCAAAGCCCAAGGUUCAAACGGAGGCAGAGGCCACGGCUCCAGCUAAGGCCAAGGCUUUAUCUCCAGCUGAGGCUCCCAAAGGUGCCCAGAACCCUGUGAAGUUCCCAUAG
Messenger RNA from Meriones unguiculatus (Mongolian gerbil), 456 nucleotides. Its product is annotated as large ribosomal subunit protein eL29-like. Gene Ontology annotation, biological process: cytoplasmic translation. Bases 1 to 456 code for a protein of 151 amino acids. Gene Ontology annotation, cellular component: cytosolic large ribosomal subunit; ribosome. The record is from RefSeq and is a predicted model, not a curated record. Gene Ontology annotation, molecular function: structural constituent of ribosome. Lineage: Eukaryota; Metazoa; Chordata; Mammalia; Rodentia; Muridae. The transcript has a single exon.